Molecule: messenger RNA, 3448 nt
Organism: Zootermopsis nevadensis
Lineage: Eukaryota; Metazoa; Arthropoda; Insecta; Blattodea; Termopsidae
Source: RefSeq, a predicted model, not a curated record
UGGCACGUUCAUUUAUCCGUGACAUGUUGGCUGGAAGCAUAAGGUUGCAUAACGAUUAGUGUAGUUGGUUUAUGUAAACACUAUUUAUUUGCCAAGUUCUUAACAUUUUGCGCGUCUUUAAUUCCACACAGGCUUUUCGGCAGCUUUGUUUUUCUAAAACGUAUAUUCUGAGUUUGUUCACUCCGUUAUAGCUUAAGAUUUACAGAAUUUUUGUAAUAUACCUAGCGCAUAACCUCUAAAUUUUAAUAUCACAGUGGAUAAUUUACAUUUCUUUAGCUGUGUAUAGGAAUUCGGGUUUAAGAGUGGAAUACAGAUACACUGAGCAAGGGCAGUUUGGAGCUGACAACAUGAUUGACAUUGCUCAUGAAGAUGAUGUCCCAAGGUUUAUGUUGGAGGCUGUGCCAAAUCUCCCAUUGCUACCAGAUGAUGUUCUCCUCUACAUCAUGAAAUAUUUGGGACCAGUUGAACUUCAUAACUUGGGCAAGGUAACAGAUCGUUUGGGGCACCUUACAGCUGAUAAGAACUUGUGGAAGAUGGUUGACUUCAGACCUCACAAACUCACGAGCAGUGAACUGUUGAAAUACGUGAAUUAUUUUAAGAAGUCUACAAAGUACCUAGCAAUGAGAGGAUUUAGAUCUGAAGCCCCAGACCCUCAGUGGAUGGAAGAGGUUCUUACACCAGAAUUGAUGAAAGAGAUUUGUACAAGGUGCCCUGAGUUGGAGACAUUGAUACUACAUGAACAUUUUGGAGUAGCAUUUAAGUUGGGACUCGAACUGUUCCCAGAGACCAUUCGUUAUUUGUCUAUGAGAGAUUGUGUGAUAACGGAUGUGAAUCUUCAUCAGUCAUAUUUCCAUAAGAUGCACAUGACUUUGCCUUAUAUAAAGGUCCUGAUAUUGAGUAACUGCCUUUGGGUUUCACCUCAUGAUUUCAUGGCCAUUAGUAAGUGUUACCAUUUGGAAGAGUUGCGAUUGGAUGGCUGCCCACAACUGGGAGAAUGUGUGCAAUACACAAGCCUUGCUGCAAGAUUUGGUUUCCAUUCCUUGAAGAUUUUAGAUUUGCGAAAUACAAGAAUGGGCGACAGUGAUGUGGGCUGCUUCAACCGGUCCUGCAAUCUGACUCAUCUCUAUCUACAGUGCCCAUCAUCUGAUGUUGAUAACUUGUGUUGUCAUCCAGCAUGUUUGCCAGAUAUAUUCCUGGACUCCAGUGAUGAUGAUGAAACUUCUCCAUUCAUGACAAAGAAUCGUCUUCCUGUUUGUGUAUCACAGUCACUGCCAGCUCUUCCAGCCAGGCAUUUAAAGAAAUCACAUCAGUUUGGUUCUACAUCCUUGUUUGAACUCAGAACUGACCCAUACAGAGCUGCUCCAUCUACUUCACAUCCAGAGGGAGAUGAGAAUGGAGAUCCUAACUUGCCACAGGCUUCAACAUCAUACACUGUUUCAUACCCAAGAACACCAUUUUUAACUUCAAGAAAACUAGAGUCAUGUAAGAAACAUUCAUCAGGUGAUUCAGAUUCAAGUAGUGAUGAAAAUGUGUAUUCAUCAGUCUCUUGUCCUGUAUCAGGCAAUGAAUUACAUGAACAGACAUGGACAUUUGAAGAAGGCACACUUUUACCAACCAAUCAAGUCUCAUGUACUGGAACUAGUGUAUCUGAGGCUGGCAGCAGGGGCAGGAAACGUCGACACUCUUCUGGUGACCACAAUUCAGUUCCUAAUGAACCAUGUGCAUCUACACAUUCAUUUGUUACAUCUGAAUCAGAUAAUUCUUUGAAAGUGAGGAACUUUGUGUCUGUUAGUUCAAACACUUGCUCUAUGACUGACAAAAGUAGUAAACUGCAAGGAGAUUCAUUGUGUCAAAAAUUGAAAACAAUUUCUGGUUCUUCAUCAGCUAAUUUGAAAGUAAAUUGUUUUCAGGAGAGUGACGUUUCCAAAGAAAAUGACACUGAGCGUGGAAGAAGUUCAAAAGCUGAUCUUUCUGUCUAUGCACCAUUUUAUAUGAAACCUAGCUGGUGUAAGCUUCAUAGGGUGCCUCGAUGUAACAAGUACAUGGGUCUACGUCUGUUUCAUCACCCUCACCUCGAACCUUCUAAUAACUCAACGAUUUCAGACAUGUGCAUCAUGUCGUUUGUCUUGAAAGACGGUGAAACAGAUGGAGCAGGGUAUGUAAGGAUCAUAUCACCACAAGUGGCAAGUACCAAACCUCCAGAACUCCACACACUGGUUGUAAAGGAUUACAAAAUGAUUACUGAUGCAAGUCUGACAUACUUGCUGAAGCUAAAAAGCUUACGUUACUUGGACAUAUCAGGGACAUCAGUAACUGAGGUUGGUGUUUUGCAGUUCAGGUUGAAACGACCUGAUGUUGAGGUAAUAUCAGAUUACAGAGGCCUCCCUAUUUAACCAAGUUUAGUGUAUUUGGAUGGAAAACCUAUUUAAGCCUAAUUUCUGCGUUUCAAGAUCCAUUUACUUUAUUUCAUGUUGUCAAUAGUGUUCAAAUCACCCCUCAUCUGCUCUCCCGAAGAACAUUAAAUAGGGAUUAUACUGUUAUGUUUGUACUGUUGGCUCGUGGAAGAAGUGCUUCAUUUAUGUACCUUGCUGAGACACAAUUAAACAGUUGCUAUUCAAAAUCAUCCACAUCAAAAUAAUAAUAAUAAUAAUAAUAAUGUAGUCAACUUCAGUUAGAAUAUGAAAUCUUACUUGUCCCAUGUUGCAGCUAAAAUUUUGCAUUCCUGAAGGAAGCUGUAAAUGAGUGUGUCUGUUGAUUGAUCCAGUUAUGAUACUUCACAUUUCUUUAAAUUAUCAUAUAUGAUAUGAUGUAUGAGACUGGUUUGCUUUCAGGAUAGAUCAGUGAGAAAUUUUGAGUGGAAACAUCUAUGUGAUGUUCCAUUCCAUCAUGUAGUGCAAAGAUUAUGUUUUGCUAUAGUACCACCUUUCCUUAGGCACAAGGCACCGAUCAGAACUCAGUAUUUUGAUUGCUGUUCAAGUCUGUGUGCAAACCAAAUAUUUUUCACCCCAGUAGUCAGUCAUUGUGUAAAUAUUUAAUAAAGACAUGGCUGACAUGGCAUUAUUACUACUAAAUUACUUUCAGACACAGUCUUCUGUAUAGGGAAUGCAUCUCAGUAGUUACAUGAAUAAACUUUCUUGGUAACCCAGUAGUAAUUCCCACUAAUAUAUUUCUUGGUCAUUAUUUAUUCAACAUAAAUAAUAAUACAGCCAUAAAUGUAAUGUAUUGUGCAAGAAAUUAAAUAUUUUUGCUUUAUUAUUAUAUAUUGUAGUUAUGUAUAUAAAAUAAUGUAUGUUGAAGUGAAGAAAUCUGCAUUCAUAAAAAAUUCUGUUUUAUUUUAAUAGCAACAAAUGUCCACAACACAUUGUAAUAUAAAAUUUGGAAAUUGUGAUGCACGUAUUAGGAGGUUGCUAGAUACUGAUAGCAUAUUAAAAUACAUAUUAGAAAAAUA